Messenger RNA from Hypoxylon trugodes, 1915 nucleotides. Its product is annotated as Formyltransferase. Lineage: Eukaryota; Fungi; Ascomycota; Sordariomycetes; Xylariales; Hypoxylaceae. The transcript has 3 exons. Gene Ontology annotation, biological process: biosynthetic process; conversion of methionyl-tRNA to N-formyl-methionyl-tRNA. Gene Ontology annotation, cellular component: mitochondrion. Gene Ontology annotation, molecular function: methionyl-tRNA formyltransferase activity. Bases 368 to 1765 code for a protein of 465 amino acids. The record is from RefSeq and is a predicted model, not a curated record.
GUUUCUCACUUCGAGCUCCAGCUAACUGGAUCUCGUCAAUGCAAAAGCAAAUCCCAACUAUUCACAAGACUUGGUAAGAGUAUAUUAAUAAGAAGCAAAUUUAUUUUCCUCAGAUAAUCACCUCUGCAUAAUUGCCUGAUCACAUUUGCUGUCUUGCUUUGGUUGGAAAAUCGAGGUGGUUGAACCUCAACAAUGAGUUGUACCUCAUUCACAGAAUCUUGAAUAGCAGCAAGUCGAUGAGAAUGAGUUAUACAACUUAGCUACGCACUACCUACUCGAACCAUUUCAGGGAGAAAAUUAUAUAACAAGGGAGAGAUAUCGAGAUAUCAAUCAAUGGAAGCAAGACUAAAUUGAAGGGAGCAUCAAAAUGCAGCCUCUACUCCGACAAGCCAGCGCAGCGACCCGCUGUGCAAAGCCAUGGCGCUCACUCGCGCAUUCGCCAGCAAAAGCAAAUGCUUUCUCUCCUCGGCUCUUCAGCAGUGCAACACACCCACGAACAUUAGUAAAGACAUCUACUUCAAUACUGUGCGAAUGUCACCGACACCGUCAGAUCAGAAGCUACAGCAAUACCACCACCGACCCCAUUGCCUUUACAGAGAACACAAAUGAAGAAUCAAGCAGUGGAAGGCAAAAGAAGAAAUCCGAUCCCUUGCACAUCCUCUUUUGCGGCACUGACAAAUUCAGCUGCGCGGCGCUCGAGGCGUUGUUCUCCGAACACAUACGCAAUCCAGAUCUCAUCCGGUCGAUUGACGUUGUAGUGAGGCCAGGGAAGCGUACGGGAAGGGGGUAUAAGGUUAUUCAACAUCCACCACUGAAAACACUAGCCGAGAAGCUCGAACUACCAAUUCAUGAGAGGGAUACGUUUACAGGAUGGGAUCCACCCGAAAAAACAAACCUCAUAAUCGCCGUAUCUUUCGGACUCUUCGUGCCACCACGCCUGCUCCUCAAAUCUCAAUACGGCGGGCUGAACGUCCACCCAUCCUACCUCCCCGAUCUCCGCGGUCCCGCGCCCCUCCAGCACGCCCUCCUCGCCGGCCGCCAAACCACAGGCGUCAGUCUACAGACACUAGACCACACACACUUCGACGCAGGAAAAAUCCUAGCACGCUCCACCCCCAUAACAAUCCCCGAAAAUGAAACCCUCGACAUAUUAACCAACCGCAUAGCACCUAUAGGCGCUACUCUCCUAAUCCGCAAUUUACAAGCCGGCGUCCACGUCCCACCGCUCUCCGAAGAACCGCCUUCAGAAGCAGUUAAGGCAUACUGGGCCAAAUUACUCGAGGAGGGAACAGUCGUAAAGACAGGAGCAUCAAAGCAAACCAACAUCUUCCUCCACGCCCCCAAAAUCACAAAAACAGAUUCUCAACUCCUCCCCUCCCACCUCAACACCAUCCUCCAACGGUACCGCGCCCUCGGACCCUUAUGGUUCAUAUCCCGAGACCGCAACGGCGUGCGUAAGCGGAUUAUCAUAACCCAUGUAUCACCCCAGGACACCGACGACGCGUACGCACUCCAAAAGAAUGCUGAAGAAGCGAAAACAAAUCGCUCGUACUCAAUCCCAUUCAUCCAAAACCACGAAGAUAAUACCGCGGCCGUGGCUGAGGAUGAACCGCACAUAGUACUCAAUUUCCCAGGUGAUAGCUCCGGCCGGUGCAACCUAGGGAAAUUCCGUAUCGACUCGGUGAAAGUCGAAGGUCAACCGGAGAAAUCGCCCGAGGAUGCGCUUCGGAAUUUUCUUGUGCCACUACUUCCUGGGAGACUCUAGCGGAUAUAUGUUAGAUAUCUCGGCAUGAACUAUAGUUUAUCCGAGUGCUCAGAUGGCCGGAAAAAAGCAUUAUAUUCUUCAAAUAUUGUAAACUCGAACUAAGUAUCACAAACCUGGGUAGAGAUUAGUCUAUUAUCACAAGCAUAAUAA